GAGGCUGACCCCUUUGUCCAAGCCCCUUUUGGUUUUCUUCCUUCCAGGAUCAGGAUCAUCAGGAGCGUGUCCUGGCGGCCGGAUUAAGGGCCUGCCUUCACCUGCAACAGAAUUCCCUAAUACACCAAGGAUUUGAGACCCAUCAGCUAUCCUCACCUGGUUUAGCCGGCUGAUUGAAGCCAUUCCUUGGAUUAUGGCCUCUGUUGCAUUCUGACAGCUUCUGGAAGCCACAGCUCUCUUCCUGGAAACCAAAACAGGAUUCCCUUUCCUCCCACUCUGAAGAAGGAGAUGGAGAAGACAGUCAGAACUCCAGGGGAUGGGUCACCUUUCCCCCCCACUAGGAAUAGAAAUUAAAAUGUGUGAAAUGCGGAAUAUGCUUCAUUGAAUGAGGAAACAUAGUUCACAUCAACAAACUCCAACAGGGGAGAAACCAUUUAAAGGUAUGGAGUGUGGGAAAAGUUUCACUGAUAGUGGAAAACUUAGAACAAAUCAGCAGACUCACAUGGGCAAGAAAGGAUUCCAAUGCAGGGAGUGUGGAAAGAACUUCAGUCAACAUGGGCACUUAAGUUUACAUCAACGGAUUCACACAGGGGAAAAACCUUUUAAAUGUCUGGAGUGUGGAAAGAGCUUCUAUCGGAGUGAUACACUUAGAAGACAUCAAUGGACUCACACGGGGGAGAAACCAUUUAAAUGCAUGGAUUGUGGAAAAAGCUUCAGUCAGAAUGGACACUUAAGUUUACAUCAGCGGACUCACACAGGGGAGAAACCAUAUAAAUGUAUGGAGUGUGGAAAGAGCUUCAGUUUCAAUGGAAACCUUAGAACACAUCAAUGGACUCACACAGGGGAGAAACCACAUAAAUGUAUAGAGUGUGGUAAGAGCUUUACUGAUAAUGGAAACCUUAGAACACAUAAACGGAUUCACACAGGGGAGAAACCAUUUAAAUGCCAGGAGUGCGGAAAGAGCUUUAGUGACAAUGGACCCCUUAGAACACAUCAACGGAUUCACACAGGGGAGAAACCAUAUAAAUGUCUGGAUUGUGGAAAGAGCUUCAGUCAGAAUGGAGACCUUAGAAAACAUCAACGGACUCACACAGGGGAGAAACCAUUUAAAUGUAUGGAGUGUGGAAAAGGUUUCUGUCAGAAUGGAGAGCUUAAAUUACACCAGCGGAUUCACACAGGGGAGAAACCAUAUAAAUGUAUGGAGUGCGGAAAGAGCUUCACUCAGAGUGGAUACCUCAAUAAACAUCAACGGAUUCACACAGGGGAGAAACCAUAUAAAUGUAUGAAGUGCGGAAAGAGCUUCAGUUUCAAUGGAAACCUUAGAACACAUCAACGGACUCAUACAGGGGAGAAACCAUAUAAAUGUAUGGAGUGCAGAAAGUGCUUUACUGAUAAUGGAAACCUUAGAAGACAUCAACAGACUCAUACAGGGAGAAAACCAUUUAAAUGCCUGGAGUGUGGAAAGUGCUUCAGUCAGAAUGGAGACCUUAAAUUACACCAGCGAAUUCACACAGGGGAGAAACCAUUUAAAUGCAUGGAGUGCGGAAAGAGCUUUACUGAUAAUGGAAAGCUUAGAAGACAUCAACGCACUCAUACAGGUGAUAAACCAUUUAAAUGCCUGGAGUGUGGAAAAUGCUUCAGUCAGAAUGGAGACCUUAAAUUACACCGGCGGAUUCACAUAGGGGAGAAACCAUAUAAAUGUAUGGAGUGCGGAAAGAGCUUUAGUGAUCAUGGAUGCCUUAGAAAACAUCAACUGAUUCACAAAGGGGAGAAACCAUUUAAAUGUAUGGAGUGUGGAAAGAGCUUCCGUCAGAGUGGACACCUCAAUAUACAUCAAUGGACUCACACAGGAGAGAAACCAUUUAAAUGUAUGGAGUGCGGAAAGAGCUUCAGUGAGAAUGGAAAACUUCGAAGACAUCAACAGACUCACACGGGGGAGAAACCAUUUAAAUGCAUGGAGUGCGGAAAGUGCUUCAGUCGGAAUGGAAAUCUUAGAAAACAUCAGCAGACACACAGGGGA
Podarcis muralis (Common wall lizard) is the source of this 2020-nucleotide messenger RNA. NCBI's taxonomy places the organism in Eukaryota, Metazoa, Chordata, Lepidosauria, Squamata, Lacertidae. The record is from RefSeq and is a predicted model, not a curated record.